This is a messenger RNA of Symbiodinium necroappetens, 924 nucleotides long. Lineage: Eukaryota; Dinophyceae; Suessiales; Symbiodiniaceae. The record is from the annotation of a GenBank genome assembly.
AUGUUGCUGGUACUUGAAGUGACGGAGCUGCUUGUGGUUGUGGUGGUGCUGGAACUGCUCGACGUGCUGGUGGACAUGCUUGUUGUGGAGCUGGUCGUUGUAGUGGUGGAUGCGGUGCUCGUGGCUGUUGUGGAGGUGCUUGAGGAGCUUCUGCUGGAAGUGCUUGUCGACGAGGUUGAGGUGCUUGUUGGGGAGCUGCUCGAUGUACUUGUUGAAGAAGUUGACGUUGUGCUCGUACUUGUGGAUGUGCUUGUCGUGGAACUGCUGGACGUGGUCUUGGACGAAGUUGAUGUGCUCGUGGUGGUUGUGGAGGCGGUGCUUGUCGACGUGCUUGUUGUGGAACGACUAGAAGUACUUGUUGAAGAAGUCGAUGUACGGGUUGUUGUGCUGCUGGACGUGCUUGUUGAGGACCCGCUGGAGGUGGUUGACGAUGAGGUUGACAUGCUUGUGCUGCUGGUGCUUGUCAUCGAGCUGCUCCAGGUACUUGUUGAAGAAGUCGAUGUGGUGCCUGUGCUGCUAGACGUGCUGGUCGUGGAGGUGCUGGACGUACUGGUGGAAUCGGUCGACGUGCUUGUCGUGCUGGAAGAUGAACUAGUCGUGGAUGUUGUGCUCGCAGACGUACUUGUGGCAGAAGUGCUAGAUGUACUUGUUGAUGAAGUCGAUGUGCGGGUUGUAGCGGUCGACGUGCUGGUUGUAGAGGAUGUGGACGUGGUAGUCGUAGAGCUCAUUGAAGUGCUUGAGGUGCUUGUGCUUGUAGACGUGCUUGUAGUGCUCGAAGAACUGGCUGAUGAAGUUGAAGUGGUAGUAGCAGAGCUGCUGGAUGUAGACGUCGACGUGGAGGUGCUUGUGCUAGUACUUACUGUCGAGCUGGUGGACGCACUUGUUGAUGAAGUCGAUGUGGUGGUUGUAGUGUUGAAGCUGUAG